CCCUUUCAUGGAAAUUUCAAAUAAGGGAGUGUCAGAUAGAUUUUGCACAUAUAAUUGCUGGGAAACGAUCCAGGGUUACAGAGUACUAUAAGAAGCAAAAAGAGCUCUUUGAAGGGUUCAGCGAAAUGGAGGCCAUGACUGAAACAGGUGGUUGUCCUGGAAGUCUCACAGAGGAUGAAAUGAAGCAGCUUGCUCGGAGUGAGAGGAUGGCAAUUCAUGCAUCAAAUAUAGCUAAUUUGGUGCUUUUUGGAGCAAAGGUUUUUGCUUCUAUUGAGAGCAGAUCAUUGGCAGUUAUUGCAUCUACCUUGGAUUCCCUCUUGGAUCUCUUGUCAGGGUUUAUUUUGUGGUUCACCACAUAUUCCAUGAGAAACCCAAACCAGUAUCACUAUCCAAUUGGAAAAAGACGGAUGCAGCCAGUGGGUAUCAUUGUUUUUGCAUCGGUAAUGGCAACUCUUGGAUUGCAAAUCUUGCUAGAGUCUGUUCAACAAUUAUUGAGUAAGUCCCACCCUGAAAUGGAUGAAGAACAGGAGAAAUGGGUAAUUGGGAUUAUGGUUUCUGUUACAGUUGUGAAGUUUGUGCUCAUGGUUUACUGUCGAAGAUUUAAAAACAAAAUUGUUAGAGCAUAUGCACAAGAUCAUUUUUUUGAUGUUAUUACUAAUUCAAUUGGUUUAGCAGCAGCUGUUUUAGCCAACAAAUAUUACUGGUGGAUUGAUCCCACUGGAGCUAUUACGAUAGCAUUGUAUACAAUAAAUACAUGGGCAAAGACAGUCAUUGAGAAUGUAUGUUCCCUAAUUGGAAGAACAGCACCUCCUGAUUUCUUGGCAAAGAUAACAUAUCUUAUAUGGAACCACCAUGAAGAAAUCAAGCACAUUGACACAGUUAGAGCAUACACUUUUGGUUCUCACUACUUUGUUGAGGUUGACAUAGUAUUGCCAGAAGACAUGUUUCUGAACAAAGCUCAUAAUAUUGGUGAGACACUCCAAGAGAAGCUUGAGCUACUCCCUGAAGUUGAACGAGCUUUUGUACAUAUAGAUUUUGAGUUUACACACAGGCCUGAACACAAGGCCAAGCUAUAAUAUCACUAAAUUCUCUAGGAUGAUAACAAGUUGUCAUAAGCUAAGAGUUCAGUCUUCUUUUUCUGAAGGGACUUUUAAGAAUUAACAAUCUUCAAGUUGUUGAAUCUCCUAUAUAAAUCUCCUACCUGCAUUAUUA
Molecule: messenger RNA, 1212 nt
Organism: Quercus lobata
Lineage: Eukaryota; Viridiplantae; Streptophyta; Magnoliopsida; Fagales; Fagaceae
Product: metal tolerance protein 10-like
Exons: 6
Coding region: 126-1076 (316 amino acids)
Biological process (GO): monoatomic cation transport; transmembrane transport
Cellular component (GO): membrane
Molecular function (GO): monoatomic cation transmembrane transporter activity
Source: RefSeq, a predicted model, not a curated record